Uloborus diversus is the source of this 2089-nucleotide messenger RNA. Its product is annotated as dynamin-1-like. The transcript has 16 exons. The coding region runs from base 43 to 1959 and encodes 638 amino acids. The record is from RefSeq and is a predicted model, not a curated record. Gene Ontology annotation, cellular component: cytoplasm; microtubule; membrane. Lineage: Eukaryota; Metazoa; Arthropoda; Arachnida; Araneae; Uloboridae. Gene Ontology annotation, molecular function: microtubule binding; GTP binding; GTPase activity.
CGUUUAAGAGUUACCAUCAGCACGAGCACACCGCUGGUUAGAAUGGAGGAAGCCAAUUUGCCAUCGAAAUCAUCUAAUCCAGAAGCAAAAACAGGUAUGAAGCAACUUGAUCUGAUAGAUGUAGUUAAUGAUCUACAAAAUAAACUUACUGCCAGUGGUCAUACCUUGGACGUAUCUCUCCCACAAAUUGUGGUUGUUGGCUGUCAAAGCGCUGGAAAGAGCAGUGUUUUAGAAAGUUUCGUUGGCCGGGAAUUCCUUCCACGAGGAAGCAAUUUAGUGACAAGACGGCCAACAGUUGUACAACUUCAACCUUCUUCUGGAGAAGAAUAUGCAGUAUUUUUACAUAAAGAAAAUGAAAAGUUUACAGACUUCUCAAAAGUGAAAGAAGAGAUUUUAAAUGAAACAAAUCGAAAGCCUGGACCUGUUGGAUUUUCAUCUGAUCCAAUUUCUCUCAAAAUUUGUUCCCCUAAUGUUUUAAAACUGACUGUGGUAGAUCUGCCUGGUCUCAUUAGAAAUGCUGUUGAUGGUCAACCGGAAGAAAGUAUACAGGCAGUUCGAGAAAUGGUACUGAACUAUAUUCAGCAACCCAAAUGUCUUAUAUUAGCUGUAUCACCUGCUAAUCAAGAUAUUGCUAAUUCUGAUGCACUUAACAUUGCCAAAAUUGCCGACCCUAACAGAGAAAGGACUAUUGGCGUAUUAACAAAAUUGGAUUUGAUGGACGAAGGAACUGAUGCAAGAGAUGUACUUGAAAAUAACAAAAUUCCAUUAAAAAGAGGGUAUGUUGGUGUGUUGAAUAGAAGCCAGAAGGAAAUCGAUGAAGGCAAAGAUAUAGAGUACAUCUUAAAAAAAGAAAGAGAAUUUUUUUCCUCAAAAGAAUGUUAUAAGAACAUUGCUCAUCAAAUGGGGACACACUAUCUUCAAAAGUUGCUUCAAAAAAUGCUCAGAUCUCAUAUCAAAAGUUGCCUACCCAAUGUUCGUAAUGAAAUAUCUCAGAAACUGAAUGCAUACAAAAGGGAACUACGAGAGUUUGAAAAUCUUAUGGGAAAUGGUCCAAAUGGAAAACAAUUUUAUUUAAUCAAGCUAAUUCAAAAAUUUAUUGAUGACAUAAAUGUUAAAAUGAUGGGUCAUUCUGAAACUGUUGACAUGAAAGUGCUUACUGUUGGAGCUCACAUUCAUUAUAAACUCUACACAGAAGUACAGAAAAAUCUGGAAUUGCCGCUGAUGCCAGAUGAAGGAGAAUUAACAAUUCUUAUUGCCAACUUGUUUGGUCUCAGAAAUGCCAUCUCAGUGCCAUCUCUUGCCCUUGAUGCCAUGUGUGGAAAACUGCUUGAGUCUUAUAAAGAUCCUCUGGAAAGAUCUGUUAAAUGUGUGAUGGAUGUUCUUAUUGCUGCCAUUGUUGAAUCUGCAAAAUUGAUAGAUCCUUAUCCUACUUUGAAACAUGAGCUUUUAUACAGGAUACGCUGUUACAUUGAGCUAGAAGCAGAAAGUACCCAAAGUAGGCUGAAAGAACACAUUGAUGCUGAAAUGUUUUAUGUAAAUAUUGCUCAUCCAGACUUUAACAGCUCAGUGUGUGAUCCCGUAGCUCCUGCUGCUGGCCCUGUGAAAAUUUGGGACACAGAAGACUCAGAGGAUGAAUCUAACAAUUCAGAGCAAUUAUUGAGGAAACUGAAGAAAAGCAAUCAAAUACAGCAGAAGGUGAAGUAUGUGACAGCAAUGGUUUUGAAGUAUCUUGAAAUAGUUCACAAGCAAAUUGGAGACAUUACAAUCAAAUAUACAGUUUUUUUUCUUGUGAAAAAAGUGAUGGAUUUCAUCAAAAAAGAUCUAAUACCAACCCUUGUAGAAUCUGCUAACAUUGCUUCCUUAACUGAAGACUGUGAUGAAGAUUUCCAAAGGAAAGACCAUGUGGAGUCAACUUGUGCCUUCCUGAAGGAUGCUCUUGAAGCCAUUCAAGCUUUCUAAUAAUCAGAGGAAAAGGGAAGAAAUGCUUGAUUGAAAAGAGCAGAUGUGUUCAAACAUGUGAUUUUGUAAUUAUAUGUUAUGUUCUUGAUCUGAAUAAAAAUGCUUGAAUGUGAUUUUAAAUCAUAUUUGC